This is a messenger RNA of Folsomia candida, 1515 nucleotides long. RefSeq lists its product as uncharacterized. Lineage: Eukaryota; Metazoa; Arthropoda; Collembola; Entomobryomorpha; Isotomidae. The record is from RefSeq and is a predicted model, not a curated record. The transcript is spliced from 4 exons. The coding region runs from base 231 to 1463 and encodes 410 amino acids.
CACAGCAGUAUGCAUAUUCUUGAUUAUUACAAAUUUGAACAACAAGGACAUUACAUAUAAUCUCUCACCCUGCAAAGAAUCAAAGCGGAAACUGGGAUUUUUUCCAUGAGAUAUGCAAAUGUUUCAUGUUGGUGCUCUUCCUGGAUUGCCUAAUUGUUUUCCAGCGUUAAAUAAGACAUAAUAUUCUGCAACAUAAUAAAGACAGAAUUGCAGCACUUAAUGGAAAGAAGAUGAUGUUGACAGAAAAGUUUUAUAAUGUGUUUGUAACACAAAUCAGGAUAUUUUCUUUAUUUUGUGCAAUCCCAUAUCGCUGGGAUGAUACUUCUGCAAAGCUUCGAGCAGCAUCGUUUGUGACCACAUGGAUAUGGAAAUGUCUAAGCUUGAUUCAGAUACGCUACGCUAUUUUUCUAAUUGUGAGACUCGUCCAGUCUUUCAUGGACCCAGACUAUUCUUCCGCUGCCAAGCUAGCAAUCUUUGGAUGGGUUUCGUUACAUAACUGCUCAGCAGUGUGGUAUAUUCCUCUGUUUUUUAAGAGGGACAUGAUUAUGGAAGUCUUCAAUUUUAUGAUAGAUUUCGAAAGAAGAGAUUUGGACUAUCCUCGGCCGAAAAGAAGUCAACGUGAAGAAGACUGUCUUUACUUUCUCCACCUCAUUUCGACAAUUCUCACCGUGGUGGUGCCAUACGUGAUUCCUUUUGCAUUCUGGCUUCACCCAUGUGCACCUCAAUUUCUGAGUUCCAUGGUGCUAACCUGCCCCUCAAGAGGAAACUGGACAUGGACAUUUUUGAUACUCAAACUACUCUUUUUGGCCGUGGAAAUUAUAGCCUCGCAACAAAUGGUGCUACAUACAAUUUUUAUGCUUUUUACCUGCUACUACCUGAUGAUAAGUAGCCUCGGAGCUUACCUCGAGUAUAUCAAAACCAUAAGGCUGAAUCAUUUUCACUUCCGUCCACUAUUUGUCAAGAAACUAACUCUUUACCGAAGGCUGCAACUCCUUACGACCAUCAUUAACGAAUGCUUUCACACUACUCUUCUCCUGUUUAAGAUAAUCUUGUCGACUGUUCUCAUGACCUUGAUAUAUUUUUUCGUCAAACUCUUUAGGCCAGACACAGUGUUUCCGGUCAUUGGUCAAGUAUGCAUUCAUUUAAGUUUAAUGGCAGCACUUUGUACUCUUUACCUGGUAUACGGGACGGCUGGAAAGAUUUACCGAAAUUCGGAGAAAGUGGUCACUCAAUGGAAACGAUUAGGACAGAUCAAUCGUCUCCAAUGGAUCAGGAUCAACUUUCAGGCCAUGCAGCCAAUAGCUAUUAGAAUGGGAUAUGGUUCAUUUGCCUUUAUCAAACCUUGCACAUGGCUCUCAGUAAUUUACUUUUGUGUCAAACAUGUCGUUUUACUUUUAAUAAUGUCAGGAGAUCAUCUUACAACUGUGUUUGAACGUUAUAAUAAUAUUAAAGAACGUGGGUGAUUAAUGUACGUAUGUACAAAAAUUAAUAUUUUUAUAAUCGAAGAGAAUUAAG